Messenger RNA from Salmo salar (Atlantic salmon), 3700 nucleotides. RefSeq lists its product as uncharacterized. Gene Ontology annotation, biological process: regulation of transcription by RNA polymerase II. NCBI's taxonomy places the organism in Eukaryota, Metazoa, Chordata, Actinopteri, Salmoniformes, Salmonidae. Gene Ontology annotation, molecular function: DNA-binding transcription factor activity; RNA polymerase II cis-regulatory region sequence-specific DNA binding. The record is from RefSeq and is a predicted model, not a curated record.
UUCUACUGCAAACAUUUUCCCUGACACCCAAAAUUACAGGAAAUGGUGCAAUGCACUAGAAGAGAAAAUCCCUGGUCAUUACAACAGCAUCUGAUCUGGCGGACUCACUAAACACAAAUGCUUUGUUUGUAAAUUAUGUUGGGAGUGUGGCCCAGGCUAUCCGUAAACUUUUGAUACACUCCUUGCAGCUCUCCCUCGCCGUCUCUGAAGAGGAGGUUCCCCCUGAGCAGCAGCACUGUGAGCAGGAGUGGAGCCCCAAUCUGGGGCAGGAGGACUCAGAGCCCACACAGAUUAAAGAGGAAGAGGAGGAACUCAGGAACCAGUCAGGAGGAAGAGCAGCUUCAAGGGGUGGAGCCUGAUAUAGAGUUCCUAUUCACUCCUCCCUGUGUAAAAAGUGAAUUUGAUCUGGAGGACCCACUUCAGUCCUUCACUCAUCCCCAAACCCAAAAUGUAGAGAACUGGGAGAGUUACUCUAAACCGGUGAAUCCUAAUCCUUUUGGCACUGUGACCAACCUAAAGGGUUUUGACAUUGCCUGUGACCUUCCAGAUAAUCAAUACAAUGCCUACAGCCAGAGCUCAGCCAUAAGGAGCGACCCAGAAGGACUUGACAGCAGCCAAUCAUUGGAUCCCAACCCACCAUUGGAUUUGAAUGCUCAAAUCGGGGAACCUGCACCUGCCCCUUUUGUGGCAAGACCUUCUCUACAAACAAAAAGGAAAUCUGUCCAUGCACAUGAGGUUUCACAUCAUUUAGCUGUGGUGACUGUGGGAAGAGCUUCAAUCGCAAGGAGCACCUAACUGAACCUGCUCAGUCUGUGGUAAAAUAUUAGCUCGGAAGACUAAUCUGCUGAAGCAUAUGGAUAAUAUCCACAAAGAAAGAAAAUCUUCUUUCAGAAGAUGGGAAUAAAAAGGCAGGAUGUGGACAACACUCUUAGGAAAGGAAAGCAACUCCAGACCAUUCAUACUGUGGGUCUCAGAUAAAUAGAUCUUUAAUGAAUUUAAUGUCGUAAAACAUUGUAUGUAAAUAAAGUUUGAUUUGAAUGAUGAGGUAAUGAUUAAGCAGUAUAGAGUAUUGUAGGACAUUCACAUGUCUGCUGUACAACGUCUGCUCAAUUUUCAUUAGAAACAGUCAAAUCUGGACGUUUGAUUUGGACUGUCUUUAAGGUGAUGACAUAAUGGUCUUUAAGGUGAUGACGUAAUGGUCUUUUAAGGUGAUGACAUAAUGGUCUCUAAGGUGAUGAUGUAAUGGUCUUUAAGGUGAUGACAUAAUGGUCUUUAAGGUGAUGACGUAAUGGUCUCUAAGGUGAUGACGUAAUGGUCUCUAAGGUGAUGACGUAAUGGUCUUUAAGGUGAUGACAUAAUGGUCUCUAAGGUGAUGACGUAAUGGUCUCUAAGGUGAUGACAUAAUGGUCUCUAAGGUGAUGACAUAAUGGUCUCUAAGGUGAUGACGUAAUGGUCUCUAAGGUGAUGACGUAAUGGUCUCUAAGGUGAUGACGUAAUGGUCUCUAAGGUGAUGACGUAAUGGUCUCUAAGGUGAAGACGUAAUGGUCUCUAAGGUGAUGACGUAAUGGUCUCUAAGGUGAUGACGUAAUGGUCUCUAAGGUGAUGACAUAAUGGUCGGGCUGAUGUUAUUGAUACAUUAUAUUAAAUAUAAAUCCAGAAAAGGACUCCUUUCAUUUGUCCAAGAGUAUUUCUCAUCAAUUCUGACCUAAUGCUGCUCAUUCAUGAUAUUGCUUUCAUCUCGUAUAGAGUAAUGAUAAUCAGUUGAUUGUCCCAGAUCAUCCUUUACUUAUGAUAACCUUUGUUUGUCAACAUGUAGUUAUCGUUUCCCUUCACUACUGGCCUGUAUGCUGCCUUGCACAGUAGUAAACCCCCAUCCAGCUGGUGGCGCUGUUGUGUGUUUCUGGGUUCGUCAACAACUAGAACGACGGAUAAAAAUUAAGAUAUUCCUUGACUAAUACACGGAAGUAGGAUUGGGAAAGAGUUUGCAUUCAUUGCGUGGAGUAAAGAAAGACAUACCGACUGAACGGAACAGACUACCCAACUUUCAUUCGACUGAAAAUGUCUAAACUACAGUUGUUGCGUGUGUUUUUAAAUGACCGUUUAACGGCGGCUGCUGUGGAGAUUUUCGGGGCAGUUGAGAAAACGGUAGUAGAAUACCAGGAGGAGAAUGAUCGGCUACGGAGACUGCUGCGGAGGACACCGGAGAAUCAACUAUGUAGAAUAGACUCCAUGCAGCUCUCUGGCUCUGGGGAGGAAGUUCCCCCUGAGCAGCAGCACUGUGAGCAGGAGUGGAGCCCCAGUCUGGGGCAGGAGGACCCAGAGCCCACGCAGAGUAAAGAGAAACAGGAGGAACUCAGGACCAGUCAGAAGAAAGAGCAGCUUCAAGGGGUGGAGCCUGAUAUCAUAGAUUUCAUAUUAACUCCUUCCUGUGUGAAAAGUGAAUGUGAUCUGGAGGACCCACUUUGGGAUCUGAAACAUUUUGGCACUGUGGCCCACAUUAAGGGUCUCUACAUUCCCUGUGACCCUCCAGAUAAUCAAAACAAUGCCUCCAGCCACAGCUCAGCCUUAAGCAGUGACACAGUAGGACUUGAUAUCAGUCCACCAUUGGAUCCCAGCCCGCUAUUGGAGAAACACUGUUCCAAACCCAGCACCACAGCUAGAAGAACUCACCACUGCCGUGAUUGUGGUGAAACGUUUGCUCUGAAAGCUGACCUGCAGAGGCAUGUGACUCUUACCAAGAAGAGACCCAGUGAAUGUAGAUUCUGCAAAAAACGCUACAACUCCACCUGUAAACUGAAGGCCCAUGUCCGACUCUGUCACAGUGGGAAACCCUGCACCUGCCCUGUUUGUGGCAAGACCUUCAAACUCAAAGGAGGUCUGUCCAAGCACAUGAGGAUUCACACAGGAGAGAAAUCCUUUAAAUGUGUGCACUGUGGGAAGAGCUUCAAUCGCAAGGAGCAUCUAACCAUGCAUAAACUGACUCACACAGGAGAGAAAUCAUUUCCUUGUGGUGACUGUGGGAAGAGCUUCAAUCGCAAGGAGCAUCUAACCAGGCAUAAACUGACUCACACAGGAGAGAAACCAUUUAGCUGUGGUGACUGUGGGAAGAGCUUCAAUCGCAAGGAACAUCUAACCAUGCAUAAACUGACUCACACAAGAGAGAAACCUUUUAUCUGUGGUGUCUGUGGGAAGAGCUUCACUCAGAAGAUUAACCUGCUGACGCAUGUGAAAAACAUCCACAAAGGAAGAAAACAGGAUGAAAACUGAAAGAAAACAAUUACAUUACAACUAAGAUCUUCUGUCAGAAGAUGGGAAUAAAAAAGCAGGAUGUGAGCAGAGCAACUUCCUGUUGGUCUCAGAUAAUUGGAUGUGAGAAAGUUAUGUAAACAUUUUUAUGAAAUUAAGUUUGAUUUGAAUGAUGAGGUAAUGAUCAAACACUACAUAGUUUUGUAGGAAAGUCACAGCUCUGCUGUUCAGUGUUGAUAUUUUCACGUCAUUAUAACAGGAAUUACUGAUCGUUUGUUUUUGGAAUGUCUCCCAGGGUGAUGACAGGUGAAUGCCUGAGUGAGUGUGCAAAGCUCUCAUCAAAGGAAAGGGUGGCUACUUUGAAGAAUCUCAAAUAUUAAACAUAUUUUGAUUUUAUUUAACACUUUUUAGGUUACGACAUGAUUCCAUAUGAGUUAUUUCAUAGUUUGUCUUC